Messenger RNA from Amoebophrya sp. A25, 1233 nucleotides. NCBI's taxonomy places the organism in Eukaryota, Dinophyceae, Syndiniales, Amoebophryaceae. The record is from the annotation of a GenBank genome assembly.
CUUGAUGUACCCGUCAAGAGUAUUAUGAAGUGCUGGUAAAGCUUGUCUUGGUCUUCGCAGUGAUGCAUGUUCAUGACAUGGUAAUAAAGAGAACAAUGGUCAUUCUGAUAGGAAAAGAUCGAAGUAGAUGUUCAAGACGAACAACAUGAUGGCGCAAUAGAACCUCCCACUUGGACUUGCUUGCCUCAACAACAUGGAACCUUAGAAUUAAGAAAAAGAAGAAGACACCAUCUGGAAAGCGUCAAGACAAGAACAACAUGGCGAUUAACAUAAGGAAUAAUUUAUCUACACUUACACGACCUGUAUAAUUAUAAAUAUAUAUGUUUGUAUCUAUAAUAUCCCACCAAGUACUGUGUCUGAAGUAGAAGUGGAGCCAUCUUUUUCACACGAUACACGCGAUCAUUCCAAGAUGGUGCUGCGACCCUCGUUUCGACGACUGUUGCUACGGCGAUACACCUUCUGGUCAAGCUUGGCUUUCUAUGCGACUCUGAGCAAUGGAGGUUCUUUUUUUUUCGAAUUAAUUUCAUCAGGCCCAGUGGGAUCUUCGCAGGGUCAGGAGCAGUCCAGAGGAGCUCAUACAAUUUUUGAAUCGAGAACAGGAGCACUUUCAUGUUGCAUAAUUUUUUAGGCCACUGGGCGAAAGAGAAGAGUCAGACGAAGGCAGAAGUGGUAACCUCGUGGGGAGAAACGACGGAUGUUCUAAGAAAAUCAUUUCUUUGUAGAAGAGAAGGACCCACAAGCACAACCUGCUCCACCACAGAGGAACGGUAGAAUAAACCGUAGUAUAAAUGGAGGUCAUGCCCGAUUUGCUCAAAUCCACGAUGACAAAGGCACAGGGGAAGAGGGGAGCCCAAGAUGCCAACCUACAAAACCAAAUCCACGAUGACCAAGGCACAGGGGAAGAGGGGAGCCCAAGAUGCCAACCUACAAGACCACCUCCACGAUGCUGCUGAGGAUGGGCUUCCCUUAGUUCUAAUACAAGACUUCUCAAAUGACUUAGGCCUAGCGGAGAUUCGAAAAAAAGAAGGCGGAAAGGUGGAAGAAGAAAUCAAGUCGAGGCUCAAGGUUCAAGUCGAGACAUCUUCAAUAGAAUACGAAUUGGGCGUGGUCAUUAGAGCCCCGCCAACCUGGGACAAAAACAACCUCUGCGAAAAACACAUGCGAAACGGAAACAUGCAAGUAGGGACCAUGAUUUACAUUGCACCUCAGUACCAACUAGCUUCUAGUGCCUAG